UGUUCCUGGAAAUAUACUGGCAGCAGUGGGGUAUGACUGUUACUUAGCAAUCUGUAAUCCAUUCCUCCAUCUUAUUUCUAGGCCCAGGAAAGUCUACAUUCAGCUGGUGGCUGUGUUAAUAUUGGGAGGGAUUUUUAACUCAUUGGCAUACAUACGUGGCUUGCUGAUGUUGUUUUGUGGGCCUAGUGUCAUCAACUAUUACUUCUGUGACAUCCUUCCCUUGCUGAAACUUGCCUGUUCUGACACCCACAUCAAUGAGGCCAUGCUCUUAGCUUUUACUGUGGCUAUAGCUGCCUCCACUUUCAUGACCAUUCUUAUUUCCUACUUGUACAUUGUCUAUGCCAUCCUGCGGGUCCGCUCUGCUGAGGGCAGACGCAAGGCUUUCUCUACCUGCGCCUCCCACUUGACAGCUGUCACUGUCCUCUAUGGCUCUGUUACGUUUAGUUAUGUACAACCCAGUUCAAGCUUCUCAAUGGGACAAGAGAAAGUCUCUUCUUUAUUCUAUACAUUGGUGGUCCCUAUGUUGAAUCCCUUAAUCUACAGCCUGAGGAACAAGGAUGUGAAGGAUAGCCUGAGAAGGGCCAUAGGUGGGAAAAAUUUCACAGCUAAUUUGAAUGCUUGGAUAAAUAUGAUCAGCUUUUAA
Alligator sinensis (Chinese alligator) is the source of this 643-nucleotide messenger RNA. RefSeq names its product olfactory receptor-like protein COR9. The record is from RefSeq and is a predicted model, not a curated record. NCBI's taxonomy places the organism in Eukaryota, Metazoa, Chordata, Crocodylia, Alligatoridae. Gene Ontology annotation, biological process: G protein-coupled receptor signaling pathway; sensory perception of smell. Gene Ontology annotation, cellular component: membrane. Gene Ontology annotation, molecular function: odorant binding; olfactory receptor activity.